This is a messenger RNA of Anneissia japonica, 1928 nucleotides long. Its product is annotated as general transcription factor IIH subunit 3-like. The record is from RefSeq and is a predicted model, not a curated record. Gene Ontology annotation, cellular component: transcription factor TFIIH holo complex; transcription factor TFIIH core complex. NCBI's taxonomy places the organism in Eukaryota, Metazoa, Echinodermata, Crinoidea, Comatulida, Comatulidae. The coding region runs from base 99 to 1001 and encodes 300 amino acids. The transcript is spliced from 13 exons. Gene Ontology annotation, biological process: nucleotide-excision repair; regulation of DNA-templated transcription.
GAACAAAAGAACUCGGAAUGUGUGGAGAGUCAUACAAAGCCAGGAUUUGAGCUUCCGGAAAACUCCAGAGCUGAGAGGCCUGGACUGAAGAAAACAUAAUGGCGGAAGAGGAAGACUGUGAUUCCCUGGUCGUCAUUGUUGAUGUGAAUCCUGUCUGGUGGGGGCAGCGUAGUGAAGCUUCCAGCAGCAGUUCUCAGAUUACUCUUACAGAAUGUAUGGAGAACAUACUUGUGUUUGUUAAUUCACAUCUCAUGAUGAAGCAUACAAACCAAGUAGCAGUCAUAGCAAGUCACACAAAUGAAAGCCGAUUUCUUUAUCCAAAACCAAACACUGAGGAGGUAGAAGAGGUGAGAUCAGUUGAUGGAAAAUAUGAAUUGUUUACUGCUGUUGAUGACACCAUCAUGAAGGAACUCAGAAAGCUGAUGACGGAAAGCCAGACAGGGAGUGUUCAUACAGACACGUUACUUUCAGGCUCAUUAGCAAUGGCAUUGUGCUAUAUUCACAAACUUGAAAAACAGAAUAAAGUUGGAACAAAAUCAAGAUCAAGAAUUCUUGUUAUCAAGGCCUCAGAUGAUAGUGCUUCUCAGUAUAUGAAUUUUAUGAAUGUUAUUUUUACUGCACAAAAACAGAAUGUAUUGAUUGAUGCUUGCAUUCUGGGUAAUGACUCAGGGUUGUUGCAGCAGGCUUGCGACAUAAGCCAUGGAAUCUACCUCAAGGUACCACAGGUGAAAGGAUUAGUACAGUAUUUAUUGUGGGUGUUUCUCCCCUCUGCUAGUAUGCGCGAUACUCUUGUGCUACCCCCUGCUGUACAAGUGGACUACCGAGCAGCCUGUUUUUGUCAUAGGACUUUGAUUGACGUUGGCUAUGUUUGUUCGGUGUGUUUAUCAAUUUUUUGUCAAUUUAGCCCGAUUUGCUCAACAUGCCACACUGCAUUCAAGUUCAUGGGACUACCAUCAACAAAAUCAAAGAAGAAAAAAAGUAGCCUUGCAGUCACCAGUUGAUAAUAAAUCCUGCCGGGACAAUUUAGUAACUGUAUUUUUUUUUUAACUUGGAACAUAUUGCUAGUGCAAAUGUUGGCUAUUUGCAGCCAUGAAAGUUAACAGCAGUCAGAUACUGAAGAGUAACUGCAUAUAGGAACGAAAACCUAUUCAUACUGCUGAGAUUGAGAUUUAGAGAACUAAAAUGCUUGAAGAAUUGUGCGUACAAGGGAAUUGAGGUACUGUUCUCAGAAUUAAGAGCGAUGUUAUUAAGAUAUUGGGGGUGGGAGAGAGGUAAGUAUUAGAUGUUCCUGACCAAUGAGCCACCAAGAAGGGUUCAGGGAGGGAAAGCCCCAGAAAACAAUGACAAUUUACAAGAUUUCAAAGGCUUAUUCAAUUUUAAGGUCUCAUUGAUUGUAAAAAAAUAUUCAACAGAUUUUUUUUGAGUUUUCUAAUGUGGGGUCAGCUCUCUAUACUGGCACCACCACAGCCUCUGGUUUGGUGGCUCAUUACUAUCUACAAAGUACAUCACCUCCUUGUCAUCUCCAUUGAAUAUAUAAUAUCUUUUGUCAACAUAAACAUACAUGCCGAUGAUGAUGAAAACCUGUAGGCCUAAAUACACUUUUGAGUAUAUUUUUACUAGUAGUUACAGGAUCACUUAAAAGAGUAAUGCAAAUUACUGUCUUAUGCAGUGUAAGAAGAUAACAAAAAGUAUAUUCAUAUUAUUCUCAGUUCUUAAUUUCAUUUUACAGUAUUGUCUAUAUCUGUACUGUACUGUACUCUGUGGGAGUGACAAACUGAUGGGUGCUAUUAAAAUAAAAUACAUGUGUUAUAGUUUUUUAAGUUUGUUGGCAUUUCUUGGUCGUCCAUGUGACUAAAGAUCAAAAUAACUUUUUGACAAUUGUUACCGCUUUGUUAUUUUUGUAACAAAAACCGAACUCCAGAGGAAAA